Messenger RNA from Botrytis fragariae, 7701 nucleotides. Its product is annotated as putative gtpase-activator protein for ras-like gtpase protein. Gene Ontology annotation, biological process: regulation of GTPase activity. The record is from RefSeq and is a predicted model, not a curated record. The transcript has 15 exons. Lineage: Eukaryota; Fungi; Ascomycota; Leotiomycetes; Helotiales; Sclerotiniaceae. The coding region runs from base 1 to 7701 and encodes 2566 amino acids.
AUGAGUGAUAACUCAAGUCUAGUCAUUACUUUGGUGGAGAGGCUGAUUACAAAACUCCCACACAAAACUGGCGCCGAUGCACACCAUCUCAAUCGCGAUGAGAUUGCCCUUUUGAGUCGCACGACCCUCGUCGAUAUCAGUAAACCAUCUAUAGCCGUUGUCGCCGAAGCUCUUGUGCAACUGCUGGAAGAUCUUGCGAGACCGUACAAGACGAUAUCGGCGCAUCCAUUGCAUGUUUUACACUCAGAAUUUUACGUACUAGAGCUAUUGGCGGAGUGCUGUACAACGCACUGGGAGAGCAUCAAUGCUUCAGAAAACACUAGCGACCGAGAUAAUGCGCCCUCUCAAGGUUUCAGAUCUGUCGAUAACAUAAAACCCGAAGGUCGAAGGGCAUCCAGGAACAAACUUUUGGCGCGUGAUAAUCCUCCGGAGGCUUUGGACGAUGAUUUAGCCAAAAGAAUAAUAGAUGUGAUAAAAUUGUUCUCGAAUCCUAUACCGGACGGCUAUGUACUUCCGGCAUUCAACAUUCUAGACGAUGUUCUUGGGACCUCUCCUGCUGUUCAAUCCCCGGGCUUGGAUCUUUUGAACGGUACAAAUGGUCAACAGAAUACAACGGAGGCUGCAAUAUUGAUACAGGAACAUUCCGAAUCCACAGAGGCAUGCAUAAGGAAAGUCGUGGAGUUUGUUUCCUUUUCGAAUUGGCCCCGGACUCUAGAGUAUUUGAGGGGUUCUCUCCGUGGUCUACUGGCGGCCCAAUCUUCAAAUGGAAACCAAGCACAGAAUGGUGCCGUAGUCGACGACGAGGCGCUCGUUACUGUGCGCUUAAUUCCGUCGUUUUGGGUUGAUAGUCGAAAACUGGGGGUUGUCAUACAAGAGUUGUGUGGUAGCUUCCUGCACCUACGCAAGGCUUUUCAAACUAUCGUGGCAAUAGUCGUGCCUCAAUUAAUCACCCGAUGGCUGGAACGAAACCCCGAAGAGUUCAUCCAACUACACACAAUGCACAAAAGGCUCGACGGUGGGGCGGAAACCCUCUUUGAUAUGACAAACACAAUGAUAGAUGCGGGAAGACGAAAAACAUUAUUAUUUCCAUUUCAGACGUCUUUGUUAUUUCUUCUGCCAGACGUCUUUGAAGUCGCUAGCAAUAUGAGAGAUAUUAAAAGUAGCAGUAUCUCCAAGAAGGUAUCGUUUUUGGAGAUGCUGAGGAAGACUUUGAGAAACAGAAAUGAAGCAGCUAUUUAUUGUUUGACCUCUGUUUUGCGAGUCGCAAGACACUUUCCGCUCGAUAGUGAUUCGGCACUUCUGAGCUAUGCCUUAGAUGUCCAGGAAGAAGUGCGUGAAGCAGUAUUCAGGAGAUAUACCGUGGGUGCAGAAAAUACAAGUAUAGACUCUGGUUUGAUGACCGCAGCAUUUGUCAGUUUGGCGCAUCUAAACUUUAGAACUUGCGUUGAUAGCCUCGCGCCUUUCUGUCUUGCCCCCAAUUCUUCUCCAGAUUUUAAACUCGCUGUAAUAAGAGCAUGUACGCAUUUCGCCAAGCAGUCUAAUGCUAGUGAUUAUCGCCCAUUAUUUGUUAAACUGUCUGAAUUCAUUCGCACUUACAUGAAGGGGACAACGUUGAGAUUCAGAGACUCUUAUCCUAUCGAACAUGUGACCAUGAAUAGACAAACGAAAUUCUCAUCGUCGGGGGAGUUGGUGUAUAGCAUGCUAGUAUUCCUGGAUGUGUACCCAAUGGCUUUGUUCAUCGGCAUGGAUUUAGCCUCACAUAAUAAUGACGCCGCUUUCGAGGACGUAUACGCUGCUCUAAUGGCCUUUUUGACCUCCGAGGACGAGAAAAUCAGACUCCUAACCAGCGAAGUUUGUCGGUCAUCAUUAACUGAAGCAACGAUGUCUGCAUGGCGAAGAAAAGACUACAAAUUCUCGAAUACCGCAAAGUUCAACUUCUGGGAAUCAACUUCAAUAUCAAGCAAAAUUAUAAACCAGACCGUUGAUGAACACAACGCUCUUAGCUUUGUACAUAGCUACUUGCAAGCAAGACUCGAUCUCUUGAAAAAGAUCAAAGACUUGACCGAGUUAGAGGAAGAUAUUUCAGAGCGAUUAGCAGCAUACUCUAUGAUGGAGACAACCUUCUUAGUCACGGUUUGCUCGCCCGACAUAGCAAUUUGCCAGCUAGUUGCUUCAAGUGUCUGUUUGUUUGCAGAAGAGAUUCGUCUCGUUGAAUCCGCUCCAGACUUCACAAAGCAUUCCCUGGCAAGCGCGCGUAACAUGGAGGUGUACCAGGAGCUUGCCUCGAAAGACUUUCGAUUUACAGGUAUAGUUGCUUUCCAGAAGCGAGCGAGGGGUUGUUUACGUCGAAUGCAAUGCCCUACAGCUGGUAUCAUUAACGCAUGGGAGACUAUCUUUGAUCGAUGGGUUAGAUUAUCCAAGCAACUUAUUGCGCGGCCUGAAAUUAUUGAUGAAAGGUCUUUGGGAGAGUGGCGCAAUUGUUCUGGAUUUCUGGCCUCUCUUGGUGGCAUUUGCAUCGUGGGCCGAUCUCUUCUCUCUACCUCGGAUGACCAAGUACUUGCCAGUUUGCGAUGGAUCGAUAAGGUUCCUGCCGAAAGCUACGAUGACGAGACUUUACUUAGUCGAUAUAUGCGGCAGAGUGUCCAAUUGUUGGCUAGCAACAAUAUUAGGAUACGAGAAGGCACUAGAGAUGCCCUCUCGAGUGAUCUUGCCAAAGCAUUACAUAUGCCUUUAUUCGAAGCCCUUCAAACAGAGCUUGAUAUUUUAUUUGAUAGCCCACGAAGCAACGCGAUUCCUGUCGAUUCUCGGAUCAUCUUCGCAGAACAGGCAGCAGCACUACUCAAAAGUAUUGUUGAGAAGCUCGGAAGCCCAGCUGAGUUGGGUACAGGCAUGUCGGUUGAUAUUGGUGCUUUGGCACUCAAUUUCGCGAAAUUCUUGAACAGUUCAGCAGAUGGGGCAAGUGCGUUAAGGGUUAAAAUUAAGAUUUGUCAAUUAUGUGAAACUCUCACACAAAAGAAAGAGCUCUUGAAUUUGAGACACGAUGUACGUAUCCGUAAUCAGCUUUUAGAAGUGAUUUUCGGAUGGAUUGCACGCCCAGGGACUCCAAAUGCCGACACUGGUGUUCAUUUGGUAGGCACUCGUCUUGAUGAACUAUUCCGUCUGCAGAAGGACCUUGACCGAGCCUCGUUGAAGGCAUUAGCGGAAUUGACAUAUCGUCUUCCUCUACAACCGGCGGAAGGCCAGUCCGAUGCAGACACAAGCGAUUUAAAAUCACAGAUGUUCCAUACUUAUUUCAAUAGGUUCCUAUCUCUUCUCAAUUACGAAACGGUUGAGAUAGGUAGGAACGAGGUGCGACUUACAUCAACUGUGAGCGAUGAUUCUAUGAGCAGCCCAGAGCUUGCGAUUUCCGCGCUCUCCAACCUUUUGAGUGCGAAUAUUGAUGUUGGCCUCAAACAUUCCUUAGGUAUUGGUUAUCAUGAAGAUAUUGAAGUUAGAACAGCUUUCGUCAAAGUUCUUUGCAACAUUUUGAUACAGGGUACCGAAUUUAAUAAUUUGUCCGAUGCAGCGGUAAAUCAAAAGUACGAUGAACUGCUUGAGUUACUUGUCAAUGAUAUGACUCUUACAAUUGCACUUUGCGAUGCCUGCCCAAGUACGGAAGUCGACGAGAUGACCAUCUCACUUCUUAAUAUUUUUGACUCCCGGGAAAAUGAGGCUGAACUCCUCAGAAGAAACUGUGUUGCUACUAAGCUGCUGUCUGUCUAUGCCAAAUGGAAGGGAGCUGCGUAUCUAAAAGCAACACUGCAAAAAGUCCUAGAGCGCCUUGUUCUCACAUCAAAAGACUUGGAUCUUGAACUUGAUCCUGCCAGAACAACAUCCCCCGAAGAGUUGCAGAAAAAUGCCCUUCAACUUCGUGUAGUGACAAAAGUCUUUAUCGAUGAUAUAUGCAAUUCUGCAUCCCGCAUUCCAGUGUCUUUUCGAAAGAUCUGCAAUAUUAUAUCUUCCUGUGUGAUGAGAAGGUUUCCCGAUGCCAAAUUCACCGCUGUUGGUGCUUUCAUAUUCCUACGAUUUUUCUGUCCAGCGAUUGUCGCUCCUGAUGCAGAAGGACUUAUAGCAUCCCCGCCAUCGAAAGAAAUGCGCCGAGGACUUCUUCUUAUUGCCAAAGUAGUUCAAAAUUUAGCAAACAACGUUCUUUUCGGGGCAAAAGAGCCAUACAUGUACCCUCUAAACGACUUCUUGACACAAAAUAUAUAUCGCGUAACGACAUUUUUACGGGAGAUCUCAGCGCCUCCCAACGUUAGAGAAACACUUGCGGAAUCUGAGUCGUUUGAUUUUGGCUCCUGCGUUGCCCUACAUAGAUUUUUGUAUGAUCAUUGGGACCACGUUCGACAAAAGCUUGUUCUACGGGAACGGCAACUCUCUCUUAGAUCUCCAAUUGACGGCACUAAAAGUCAUACUCCAGUUUUGGAUGCCCUCCGAACACUGAUAUCUAAUCUCGGACCACCGCCAAUGGACGUAUCUUGGAAUAGACCAGCAAUUUCACAAAAUACACCACCUUCAUAUUCGCGCUUCCAACAUUUCAUGCUUAGAAACGCAGGUCGAAGCUCGGAGGCUGUAGUAUCAAAUAGAGCCGUAUAUGAUGGAGGCGAAAGCAAGGAUGGAUUGUCGAUGAUUUGUAUUAUACUUCGCAACAUCGAUACAGACGGAACGGACUAUGACCUUUUGUUGUAUGUGUAUUUGAAGAUUGCAAGCCGUAUGUGGCACAAGCCAUUUGGUAUUUUGAUUGAUGCGACUUGCUAUAACGGUCAGAACGAGCCUGCAGAUGCUCUCUUCCGAAGACUUGAUCUCCUUACACCGACAGAGCUCUCGAAGCAGCUGUCUAGAGUAUAUGUCUACAACAUGAAUAGUGCAUUCAGGAAAUGUUUCCGGCGCAUCCUUCGACUAUCUGCAAAGAGUGAGAAUAGCGCGUUCCACCCGAAGAACGUUGAUUACCACUUAAUUGGUAGUCUUCAAGACUUGCAGUCUCACUUCCAUCUCACGCAGCUCCACUUGCCAAAAGAGACAAUAAGCGUUGUCACAGAUACGAGAUACGUCUUCCAACCGAUCAUAAGACUAUCGAAAACAAAAGGUAAGGUCGAGGUGAUAAUCAAGAUUGGUAAUCAAUUUGUCCAAGUGACAACAACGAAGAAACAAGAAGUUGUACCAGGACUUAGGCUACAUGCUACAGUCAAUGAUAUCUUCCGCUUAUCAGAGGUCGACGAGGCACCCACUUCGAUACAGACCGAAGAUGAUUCUGCAUUCGGUUUAAGGACUGACAACGGCAAGAUUGUGAUGUAUUUCACCAGUCCAAGAAAGGGCGAUAUUCUACAAUCCAUUCGCAGUGCUAAGAAUAGACAUGGAAAAGAGCUGAGAACCUUAAAAUCGUUUGAGAGGCUGGUCAGACCGCAAGAUGUACCAGGGACACUUCUCAACAUUGCUCUAACUAACAUGGCGAGUCCUGACGCGGUACUACGUCUUGCAGCAUACAAUUUAUUGUGUGCUCUUUGUCGAGCUUUUAAGUUCGCAGCCGAUUCCAAAUUCAUGAGCACAAAAGAAUUAUGUGUUCCUUUGAACCCAUCUCAAUUUAUCAUUGAAAUUAGUGCACAAUUGGCACGCUCCGAGCCUCAGCUUACUGGUGACUUUCUCAACGAAUUUUUCGUUGGAUGGGAAAGUUUUCCGUACUCGCAAAGGCCCUUGAGCUUGGCGUAUAUGGCGCCCUGGCUACCAAGUCUAAGAACCCACCUCAUACCUAAUGAACCAGAUAGUGAUAAAGGAAGAGAAAAAGUCGCAGUGAUUUUCAGGAGGCUUAUUGAAGUCGCCAUAUCUGAUGUUGUUCUUAGCACUACUCUGGAACAAAGCAUCUGGCCCAUAAUCUGUAAGGAUGAAGUUUAUAUUGAUAUAUUCUUGGAGGAAAUCCUUAAGCCAGCUCUUAAUUUCGGCAUCGAUGAUGAGCGGACUGAAAUUCUUGGUUCCAUUCUUGCGUCGCUUGGUACUGUUACGAUUCGGGGCAAACUAAUAUCAAGGCUUCGCAAGGCUCUCAAUCGCACUUCGCUCCGACCGACAAGGCAUCUUCACGAAAAUACCGUUUGGGGCGAAAUUUGUGUUCUGUUAAGACUUUCAUUGUCUGUUUCUUUCGACAGCGGUGUCCAGUCCCAACUUUAUCUCCCUGAAGUAUUCCACCUUGUCACUAUGCUAGCUAACACAGGCUCGUCCGAUUUGAGAUUAAUCGUCCAUCGCUUGCUUGUCAAUACUAUACAUGCUAUGUGUACCACAUUUGUGUUAGAGGAAAGCAAACUUGCUAAAUUGAAGAUUUUGCUAUCUUCAAUAUCGGAGCCACGACAAGAAUCUCUAUUUAGCAUAGCAUCAAGAGACGGAGCAUCUCUUCCUUCGUCACAAGACUCUGGACCUUCAGCAUUAUUAGCCACAGAAUCUCUUGCCAGUCUACUUUCCGACAUAAGUAUUGUGGCAGCCCCGACUGUUGAUCUGUCAAACGCAUGGCGUGCCAGAUGGAUGAGCUUGGUUGCAAGCACUGCUUUCCAAAGCAAUCCAGCCAUUCAACCCAGAGCAUUUACUGUUAUGGGCUGCUUGGCUCGGGAAGACGUUGAUGACGAUCUACUUUAUCAAGUGCUCGUAGCACUCAGAAGUAGCAUAGGUCGAUAUAUGGAUGACGGUGACAGCGAAAUGAUGGUUGCUAUAGUCACAGCCCUGACCAAAAUGAUGGAUAAAUUACCAUCAGCAUCACGUUAUGGGACCCAACUAUUCUGGCUUGCGUUAUCCCUUGUAAGAUUGGUUCCGAUUGGUCUUUUCAACUGCGCGGCAAUGUUUCUGGACGCCGUCUUACUCAACAUUGGAGCUUCUGGUGAACUCGGUAACGGGCGCAUGAUUCAAACAUUGUUACUAGGCCGAGCGCCUCUUGAUGAAGCAGCAAUACAACUAGAUGAGAUAUAUGGAAUCCAUUUCACCGCAGAAAAUUUCCACUUUGCAGUUUCUGCUUGCAUGGUCAAAGGCAUGACGGAUUCAUUGACAAGGUCUACUGCUAUGCGUGUUAUCUCGACAUUUCUCGAUACGACCACCACUAAUGCACCUGAAGGAAUGUCAUUCCCGCAAGAUGUUAGUUGCAUGCCAUAUCUUGGUCUUCUCCUGGGUCGAGCUCUUAGUCCAGAAGAUGCAGGGCAUAGCUUAUGGCUAGCAACUGCCACCCAAGGAGAUCGUACCCCACACGCAGAGCCAGAUAUGGAAAGUAUAAUGGAAAUUGCCGGUCUCAAUGAGAAGGACUUGCUCCUUACUUGCGCCAUUGGGCUAGUCGACUUCCACUACUUAGACGAUACCAUACAAAACAGUGCAUUUCAAUGGCUCAAUAAACUUGCCAUAUCGUCGUCAAACGUUAUGUUACGACUGGCUGGCCCAAUCACAAGCAUAUUAGACGACGUUCUUAUGUCUUGUCAAAAUUCGAUAACGCUCGAAUCUGCACAUCAGUUACUACGCACUAUUACCUCAAAUCCUCAAUUCUCGGCCGCGAUGAGAGAUGCUGAUGUGUUAGAUAAAGUAUUGGGAAGUAUAGGGUUUGGAGGGCUGUGGAAGAAUUCGACGUACCAGGGCCAUCAUGAGGUUGCCAGAGAAUGUACUACUCUGACUGAUAGGCUCAUUGAGCUUAUCAUAGCAUAA